Molecule: messenger RNA, 168 nt
Organism: Mytilinidion resinicola
Lineage: Eukaryota; Fungi; Ascomycota; Dothideomycetes; Mytilinidiales; Mytilinidiaceae
Exons: 2
Coding region: 1-168 (55 amino acids)
Biological process (GO): mitochondrial respiratory chain complex I assembly
Cellular component (GO): mitochondrion
Source: RefSeq, a predicted model, not a curated record
AUGCCCACCAAGACCCGUCCGAUUGAGAGGUUUGCCACCGCUGUAGGGAAGUGUUCGGUGGAGGGCGCCGCAUAUGGCAAAUGCAUCGUUGCGGACUACAACAACGUCACAAAAGACAAGUGUCUCACUGAGUUCAUGAAACUCAAAGAUUGCUAUUUAGUAACUUAA